UGAAUUUCAUUGUUCGUUCACAAUUUUUAGAGUUUUCGUUUUAGUUCAGUUUUGUCUAAUUUUAUUGACACUUUCCCUUAGUGGAAAGACGGUUAUGUGAAGUACGUUUGAGAAGAUCUGCCUUAACCGCAGUACGUCUCUUUGCCUCUUCCAAAUUAAAAGGGCAAAGAAACUAGACCGAAGCCUUUUCACAAAAAAAAUUAGAGUCCCGUUAUUACAUAACGACUUUAUUACCCGACUCGACAAUAGAAAGAGUUUGUAAAUGAUCAGGGAAAAGCCAGUAAAAAAUACCACUUCUUCUUUACUCUCAGAAGCAGAAUCAUGAGGGCCAGCUGCUUGACAGCUGUUCUUCAAAACAUUCCCCAUCAACGUCUGUGUUUAUUUGAUUCUGCAAGAAUAUAUAAUGCCAAUCCCUUUUGUAUGACAAUUGACCGUUGUUCUGAAUGUGUUCAGUCCAGUUCAGUUGAAUCUGUUCAACUGAAGGACAGGAGUGGGAAUACCUAUAGAUGAAGUCAUCUUUCCACUGGUCUGUGGUACCGGGAGAAUCUGAGAUGUUCUGUUCAGGGCACUGCUUUUUGACAAUAUUCCGGGUAUACAAGCAACACCAUCGCCAUCGUUUAAGAUGCAUAAUAAAACACGUAAGAUAGUUUUGAUUCUUGAGUUACAUGACCAUGAAAAGGAGGACUGGUUCCUCUGAAAAUACAGUGGUGCGUGUGUGUGUGUGUUUGUCCUUUUGUGUGCCACUUGUAUGUUGUGUGCAUAUUUUUUUUACGUGUCUGUUUAUGUAUGUGCAUAUUGGUUUUGUGUGUGUAUGUGCAUAUCGGUUUCGAGUAUGUGCAUAUCGUUUUUUUCAAGGUGUGUGUGUGCGUUUGUUUGAGUGUGUAAGUGUGAGCGUGUGUGUGUGUAUGCAACUCGUUCAAGCCUCGACUUGUCACUUGUUACGUUAGUGUAGUGUACGUUGUGUUUAUUUUGGGGUAAGCUCAACGUUUUAAUAGCCACGCCCAGCUUCAGGUGUUUCCCAUUAGGUCGACCCAGCCCCGCCUGCGGCACAAACAACGGGGCUGACGGCAGGGAGAAGGCGGUGACAUCAUCACAUCGCUCCACAGAUUGGAACGUUCCAGGCCUGAUCUCCAGCUAACGCCCGCCAUGGCAGACGCAGACGCCGCCGUGCCCCCCGUCGUGGUCCCCAGCUCGGCCCCGCCCCCGGCCCCUCCGGGCGGCGCCCCUCCCAAGGUGACGCACCAUGGCCGCGUGGCUGCCCCCGUCGCCAGCUCCAACGAGGACACGGAGGAGCUCCCCGAGUUUGAGCCUUUCGGGGCUCCGGGGCCGAGGGGCUUCCCGUCGCUGGCUGAGUACCUGGACAUCUCAAAGGUGGACAUGAUGAAGAAACGGGGCGAGAUCAACCACCAGCAGCACCACACGGACCGCUUCAACACCGACUUCCUGAUCGUUCGCAGGGGCCAGGAGUUCCAGGUCAAGAUCACCUUCAACCGGCCCUACGACGCCGACAAGGACAAUUUCGCUGUGGAGUUUGGCAUUGGCCCCAGCCCCCAGUUCAGCAAGAGGACCUACAUGCCGGUGUUCCCCACCCCGGAGCGGCAGAGCCCUUGGGCGGGCCGCGUGGUGGUGGCCGCCGGCCCCGAGGUCACCAUGGGGAUCACACCCAUCGCCGACGCCAUCGUCGGGCGCUACCGCCUGUACGUCGCCGUGGUGACACCCUACGGCAUCCGCAGGACCCGUCCGGACGACAGCCGCGACCUCUACAUCCUGUACAACCCCUGGGUGAAGGAGGAUGUGGUGUUCCUGGAAGACGAGGAGGAGAGGGAUGAGUGCGUGCUCAACGAGUCAGGGGUCAUCUACCACGGCACCUGGGACGACAUCGCCGAGCGCAACUGGAACUUUGGCCAGUUUGACUUCGGAGUUCUGGACGCCUGUCUCUACGUCAUGGACCGGGCUGGGAUGCCCAUUGUCAAUCGAGGUGACCCAGUCAAGAUGGCCAGGAUAGCCUCUGCCAUGCUGAACUCCCGGGACGACGACGGGGUCCUGGUGGGCAGCUGGAGCGGGGACUACUCCUACGGCGUGGCGCCCACUUCCUGGACUGGCAGCACCGACAUCCUGUUGAGCUACUACCGCACCCGCAAGCCGGUGGGCUACGCGCAGUGCUGGGUGUACGCCGCCGUCUUCAACAGCUUCCUGCGUUGCUUGGGCAUCCCGGCGCGCGUGGUCACCAACUUCUACUCUGCCCACGACAACGACGGCAACCUGAAGACGGACAUCAUCCUGGACGAGAACGGCCGCAUCGACCGCAAGAACACCCGCGACUCCAUCUGGAACUACCACUGCUGGAACGAGUGCUUCAUGGCGAGAGCAGACCUUCCUACUGGCUUCGGGGGCUGGCAGGCCGUGGACGCCACGCCACAGGAGACCAGCGACGGAAUGUUCCGGUGCGGUCCGGCGUCUGUCCGAGCCAUCAAACACGGAGAACUGUGCUUCCCCUUCGAUGCCGCCUUCGUCUUCGCAGAGGUGAACAGCGACGUGGUGUUCCACAGCCGGAAGAGGGACGGCACCAUGGAGGUGGUGAAGGUGAAGAAGGACCACGUGGGCCGGCUGAUCCUCACCAAGGCCACAGGCUCCUACGACAGCCGCGACAUCACCGAGCUCUACAAGUUUCCCGAAGGCAGCGUGGAGGAGCGCACGGUGCUGGAGAAGGGCGAGGUGUACGGCUGCGCCCGGGACCAGAGCACCCUGCCCGAGGCGGACGUGGAGCUGCGGCUGCCGGCCCUGGAGGUGGCGGUGGGCGACGACUUCGAGCUCUGCCUGGAGGCGGUGAGCCGCAGCGGGGAGCCGCGCACGGUGGACGCCUACAUCACGGGCAGCGUGGUGUACUACACUGGGGUCACCAGCGCCGACUUCGUCUUCAAGACCCCCACCCUGGAGCUGGAGGCGAACCAGAGUGUGAAGGAGCUGUGGCAGGUCCCCGCCCGCUCCUACAUGAAGAAGCUGGUAGAGCAGGCUAACCUCCACUUCAUCGCCACGGGGAAGGUGAAGGAGACGGGCCAGAUCAUCACCGCCAUGAAGGUGGUCGCCCUGCACAUGCCCAAGCUCUCCAUCAAGGUGUCAGGGUUGAACAAAGUCAACGAGUUGAUGGUGGCCACUGUGGACUUCACCAACCCCUUCAGCUUUGUCCUGGAACACGUCUAUGUCCGCGUGGAGGGGGCGGGGGUGCUAUCACCCGUCUUCAAAUAUUACGGUCUCAUCCCAGGGGGCUCAAGGAUGACCUGCACGGAGGAGUUCACCCCCCGGAGGGCUGGCCCCACCAGGCUGAUCGCCACCCUGGACUGCGCUGCCCUCCGGCAGGUGUCCGGCCAGCUUGAGCUGGACGUGCUCCCCUGAAGGCCCAGAUGCUAAACCUCUCCGGCCCAAACCGGCUAAGGCUCUUCCCCCCUGUGGCUGGAAAAUAGUUAAUCUUUAACGGUUUAUAUUCCGAUAUAUUUUUUGCUAUCUCAAUUCUUUCAAAUUUUCGUACAUUUUGAAAAGAACAUUUAGAAUUUGUUAUAAAUUCAAUUACUGCUCUGCCUCCCGAGUCAUUAAACAGAGACAAGAGUGAUAACGUUUGAGUCACAAAAUAAGUAUUUUUACUAGAUUUGUUUGCUGCCAUGUAAGGCUUUACUUUUGCUUGACGUUACUGACAACUUUUUGUCAUGCCCGCUUAAUUUUCUUCUUACAAAACACGUACCAAAUACAUAACCAAAUAAAAAUGUAACUCAUAAGCAACAUGUAUGGUUGUGUUUAUGUGCCGAAUCCUCAUGAAAGAUAUUCAGAGGAAAGAAACAAAGAGGGAUCCGCUUGGAGAUGCGUGCUGCAUGUCCGAGCUGAACGCAAGCAGCAUUCACAUUUAAAGGGGUCAC
Gadus chalcogrammus (walleye pollock) is the source of this 3908-nucleotide messenger RNA. It is a transcript of the gene f13a1b, whose product is annotated as coagulation factor XIII, A1 polypeptide b. Gene Ontology annotation, molecular function: protein-glutamine gamma-glutamyltransferase activity. The record is from RefSeq and is a predicted model, not a curated record. The transcript is spliced from 15 exons. Gene Ontology annotation, biological process: peptide cross-linking; blood coagulation, fibrin clot formation. The coding region runs from base 1147 to 3393 and encodes 748 amino acids. Lineage: Eukaryota; Metazoa; Chordata; Actinopteri; Gadiformes; Gadidae.